AUGUGCAUCUGCUGUUGGCCACCUCAGCCGCCCCAGCAGCCUCAGCAAAGUCAGCAACCUAAAGAAGUAUUUAACACUUGUGAAGUAGCUGAGCAGUACAAGAUAACAUGUGGGGCUCCUAGCAUCUCUGCUUCAGAUUGUGAAGCUAUAAAUUGCUGCUUUGAUGGACGCACAUGCUAUUAUGGAAAAUCCGUGACUCUUCAGUGCACCAAGGACGCCCAGUUAAUCGUGGUGGUAGCCAAAGAUGUCACUCUACCCAACAUCGACUUGGAGACAAUUUCUUUCCUUGGAGAUGAUCAAAAUUGCGGUCCUGUUGGCACCACAUCAGCCUUUGCCAUCUACCAGUUCCCCGUCACUGCCUGCGGCACUGUCAUGAUGGAGGAACCUGGUGUUAUAAUCUAUGAGAACAGGAUGUCCUCCUUUUAUGAAGUCGCUAUUGGAGCCUUUGGAGCCAUUACCAGGGACAGCAGCUAUGAGCUACUUGUUCAGUGUAGAUAUAUUGGUACCACAGUUGAGGCUCUAGUCAUUGAGGUUGGCCUGGUUCCUCCACCACCCCCAGUUGCAGCUCCUGGACCCCUGCGUGUGGAGCUCAGACUGGGCAACGGACAGUGUAUUUCCAAGGGUUGUGUGGAAGAGGAGGUGGCCUACAACUCGUUUUACACGGAUGCCGACUACCCCGUCACAAAGGUACUCAGGGAUCCCGUGUACGUUGAUGUCCGAAUGCUGGAGAGGACUGAUCCCAACCUUGUCUUGACUCUUGGAAGAUGCUGGGCAACAACUAGCCCCUACCCUCACAGUCUUCCUCAGUGGGACUUGUUGAUUGAUGGCUGCCCCAACCGUGAUGAUCGUUACCUUACCACAUUGGUCCCUGUGCGUGCCUCACCAGGUCUCUUGUACCCAUCCCACCACAGCCGUUUUAUUGUCAAGAUGUUCACAUUUGUAGCUACUGGAGCUACCAAUUUCGAAAAAGGAGGAGCUGCAGAUCCAGAUGCUUUUACUCCUCUCCAGGAAAAGAUAUACAUCCACUGCAACCUAGCUGUGUGCCAGCCCUCUCUUGAAAAUAACUGUCAACCUAAGUGCUUCAGAAAGAGGAGAUCAAUUGCUGCUUCUGCCGGGGAGAGCACAAGAGCUGAGACCAGUGUGGUCAGCAGUCAAGAGAUCAUCAUUAUGGACCCAAGCAGGAAUACUCAGUAACAACAUCCAGGCAGCCUACCUGGCUAUCAUGAAAUCUCUGUUCUCAAACCUUACUUUAGGACCCGAUCAAGGA
This is a messenger RNA of Morone saxatilis (striped sea-bass), 1267 nucleotides long. RefSeq names its product zona pellucida sperm-binding protein 4-like. Gene Ontology annotation, molecular function: structural constituent of egg coat; acrosin binding. The transcript has 9 exons. The record is from RefSeq and is a predicted model, not a curated record. Bases 1 to 1194 code for a protein of 397 amino acids. Lineage: Eukaryota; Metazoa; Chordata; Actinopteri; Moronidae. Gene Ontology annotation, cellular component: egg coat. Gene Ontology annotation, biological process: prevention of polyspermy; binding of sperm to zona pellucida.